AUGAACCUUCUCUUCAACAGAGCCACAGGAAACCUAGUGGGUGUAGUCGAUUGGGUAGAUGCCUCAAUCAGGCCAUUCGGCAAAGGUCUCUGGGGCGUCGAGUCUGUACUGGGCUCCUGGGGACCCAAGGGAUAUACGUGGCACGACGACGACUCUCUUACAUACAGAAAGCUAUUUUCUAUGGCUUUACAAGAGCAAUUAAGUCUACCUGCUGACCAACUUUCCACGAUUGAGAAGGCCAGGAAACUUGGUUUACUGUUGCGCUAUGGGUAUGAGUGGCAAGAUGGUGGUUUCGUACUCAAAGGGGACACAACUGAUCUGGAAAUGUUCUUGGAUCGUAAGUAUCGAUGGUUUACCCUUGCUCUAGCUGGUACUGACAGCACAGGUGCUAUAUUCUAG
Molecule: messenger RNA, 399 nt
Organism: Aureobasidium musti
Lineage: Eukaryota; Fungi; Ascomycota; Dothideomycetes; Dothideales; Saccotheciaceae
Source: the annotation of a GenBank genome assembly